AUGUUCACACCCUCCUCACAUCCUGUUAAACUCACUUUCUUGAAUCUCCUCUUGUCCGUUUGUGCUGAAUGUAAAUUAGCUAAUGAUGCAUUGGAGUGCUAUGUUUUAGUGAGGAAAGAUGGUGUGUUUCCUGCUCUCUGGGCUUUUAAUCUUGUGCUGGAGUGUUUGGUAGGUGCGUGUAAGUAUGAUAAGGUUCUUCAAGUGUUUGAUCAAGUGGUUGAGCUGGGUGUUGAGGUUGAUGGGUUUAGUUUUGGUAAAGCUGUGCAAGCUGCGGUGAAGGGGGGUGAUUUGAAGAGGGGUUUGGAUUUGUUGGAGGUUAUGAAGAGGGAUGGGAUGGUUGUAGGUGGGUUUGUUUAUAAUGUUUUGAUUGGGGGGUUGUGUAAGGAGAGGCGGGUUAGGGAUGCGAGGAAGUUGUUUGAUGAAAUGACGGAGAGAGGGGUUGUGGCAAAUAAGGUUGCGUAUAAUACGUUGAUUGAUGGGUAUUGUAAGGAGGGGGAUUUGGAGGAGGCGUUUAGAGUGAGAGAGAUGAUGAAGAGGAGUAAUGUGGAGGCGAGUAUUGUGACGUUUAAUGUGAUGCUUAAUGGACUGUGUCGGGCUCAGAGGGUGGGGGAUGCGGAGAAGAUGUUGAGGGAGAUGGAGGAGUAUGGGUUCGCUCCGGAUGGGUAUACUUAUAGUAUACUAUUUGAUGGGCAUUUGAGAAGCGGUAAUGCAAAUGCAUCGCUGGAUUUGUUUGAAGAGACUGUUAGGAGAGGGAUUAAGAUUAAUGACUUUACUUGUAGCGUUUUGUUGAAUACGUUGUGUAAGAGUGGAAAAAUGGAUAAGGCGGAGGAGAUUUUAAAGAAGCUGAUGGAGAGUGGACUUGUUCCUACUGAGGUGAUAUUUAAUACAAUGGUGAAUGGAUACUGUCAGGCGGAGGAUAUGGCAAAAGCAAUCUCUACUAUUGAACAAAUGGAAAGUACUCGCUUGAAGCCGAGUGGCAUCACUUUCAAUUCGAUGAUCAACAAGUUCUGUGAUUUGAGCAAUAUGGUCGAGGCAGAGGAAUGGGUGAAGAGAAUGAUUCAGAAGGGUAUUCCUCCGAAUCUGCAGACCUAUAAUAUCCUCAUAGGUGGCUAUGGACGAAAAUGCCAAUUUGAUAGGUGUUUCCAAAUUCUUGAAGAAAUGGAAACUAGUGGGUUGAAGCCUAAUGUUCUGACCUACGGGUCACUGAUAAAUUGUUUGUGCAAGGAUGGUAGGCAUCUUGAAGCUGAGUUGAUGUGCGAGGAUAUGGUGAAUAGAGGUGUUCUUCCAAAUGCACAGAUAUAUAACAUACUUAUAGAUGGUUAUUGCACAGUUGGAAAGCUGAAUGAAGCUUUUCGCUGCCUCAAUGAGAUGUCAGAAAAAAAAGUUGUUCCCAAUGUCGUAACAUAUAAUACACUUAUAAAUGGGCUUUGUGGAAAGGGUAAGGUAGUGGAAGCAGAAGAAUUGGCAAGUCAGAUUCCAAGUAAAGGUUUAUAUCCUGAUGCGUUCACGUAUAAUUCCCUAAUAGCAGCUUAUGCCAAGGUUGGCAACCAUAUUAAGGGUUUAGAAUUGUAUGAGAAGAUGAAAGCUUCUGGCAUCAGACCGACCUUGGUUACAUACCAUCAGCUAAUCACUGGAUUUACAAAAGAUGGUCCAGCAAUGGCUGAGGAAUUGUUUCAAGAAUUAUUGGAUAAUAAUUUGACUCCUGAUAGAUUCAUAUACAAUAAACUCAUUCGUUGCUACGCAGAGCAUAUAGAUUUUCAAAGAGCAAGUGCUAUGUACAGUCAGAUGAUAGAUCGGGGAAUUCCUCCCGACUGCUAUACUUACAAUAGCUUAAUUUUGUGUAGGUUGAAGGAAGAAAAGGUGAAAGAAGCCAGAGAACUUUUUGAUGAUAUGAGAAACAAAGAGUUAGUUCCAAAUCCGGACACUUAUAACACACUUGUUAGGGGACAUUGCAGAGUCAAGGAUUUUAGCGGUGCAUAUCAUUGGUACAGAGAAAUGUUCGAAAAGGGUAUUUUCCCAGGUGUUCGCCUUUGUGAUGAGCUUAUCUCUGGCCUAAGAGAUGAAGGUAGAUUAAAAGAGGUCGAUAUUAUCUGCUCUCAAAUGAGUGUUAAAGGGUUGCUUGAUAGUAGCACAGCUGAGGAUCUUUCUGCAGUUGCCAACUAUAAUGUCUCAGAGCAAUAG
Daucus carota subsp. sativus is the source of this 2181-nucleotide messenger RNA. RefSeq names its product pentatricopeptide repeat-containing protein At5g12100, mitochondrial. The transcript has a single exon. The coding region runs from base 1 to 2181 and encodes 726 amino acids. The record is from RefSeq and is a predicted model, not a curated record. Lineage: Eukaryota; Viridiplantae; Streptophyta; Magnoliopsida; Apiales; Apiaceae. Gene Ontology annotation, molecular function: protein binding.